Cyclocybe aegerita is the source of this 1869-nucleotide messenger RNA. NCBI's taxonomy places the organism in Eukaryota, Fungi, Basidiomycota, Agaricomycetes, Agaricales, Hemipholiotaceae. The record is from the annotation of a GenBank genome assembly.
AUGGCCUUCCAAAACCUGCUUCUUCUUUUUGCUGUCUCAACCGCCGUACAUGCCGCUAACGACUGGAGCAAGCCCUGCUUUGAAGGGACUUGCGAGUAUGACCUUCCCGCCGCAGCUGGUUCAGCCUCCGGCACUGUUAAGAUUUUCGGUAGUGUAAACUCCAUUGCUGACAUUACGACUGCUGGUGGCUGGGAGAUCAUUGGGUGCGAUCCGAGCACUCUCACGCAAGACAUUCGUCUUGUGUGCAAGGAAGGCUCCGAGGCGGACUGCGAUCGCCUCUACGGGGACGCAGGAGCAUCAGGAAAGGUAGUCCGACUGCCCGAAAACUGCGGCUCAUCUCCCUUCUCACUUGUCACCGACGCCUGGGUCCCGGAGGAUCAAUCGAUUCCGUCCAACCUUCUUCCCCGCCUGAUGCGCCGUGAUGGUACCGUCCCUGAAGUGAAAGCUCUGUCUUUGACGUCCGAAUUCGACAAGGGCCCCUCUCGGAAGGGUGCUGCGUCCGUCGGUUUUGCCAUCCGCGCCGCCAACGUCCCUGGCGCCGAGGGAGAGCUCGAUGUGACCCCCCUUCAACGUCGCAGCAACGGCCGCUAUGAAGACCGUGGAUUCUUCGAUUUCGUGAAGAAAGCCAUUGAUGCCAUCAAGAAACUCAACACCUUCGAUGUCGAGAAGUCCGGAAACGUCCUGAAUGUUGGUGUCGACAAGAACUUCAACUUGAUUGACGAGAGCCUCGACUGCCCUCCUGUCGCUGCGAGCAUCAAGGUUGACGUUGGUGCCAGUGCGACCGCUGCUGUUGCUCUGGGCGUCGCUGUCAGUGGGACAAUCAUCCCACCUCUGAUCGACGAUUUUGCCAUCAUCUCCACCUUGAAUGCUGACCUCCAAGGAAAUCUCACUGUCAAUGCUGGUGUCACCGGUACCCUUGAUUCUGGAAAGAUCUUGCUCUUCGAGGCUGCUAUUCCCGGCCUCAACUUCCCUGGUAUCCUGACCAUUGGCCCAUCCUUCCAGCUCAAUGCGCAGGCCAAGGCAUCGCUCGACCUCAACCUUGGAAUGACCGUCGGAAUUAGCUACAAGAUCGACAAGGCUGAGCUCGUCUUCCCUCCCAACAGCGAGCGCGCUUCCAACGGAACCUUCACCGUCCGCGACACUCCCCUCAAGCUCUCAGCUAGCCCCAAUAUCGCUGCCACAGGCACCCUCGAGGCCCACCUUAUUCCUGGCAUCAACCUUGGUAUCUCUGCUCUUGGCGGUGUCGUCGGAGCUGGCGUCUUCCUCGACAUUGACGGCCAGGCAUUUAUGAAGCUCAGUCUGGAGGCCUCCGCCAACGGUGAAGUCGUCGUGAAGCCUGCGAAGCAAAAGCAAGAGAAGGUCAUGAUGCGCGGCAUCACCUCGCCCGGACACCACUACUGGAACCGUGCUGCCGCUCUCGACUCGAGCGAUAUUGCUGUUCGCUCACCCGAGCCUGCCCCUGCCCCUGAGGCUGCAGAGCUUGCUGCUAGACAGACGAACAUCAGCACCUCGGCGAGCGCUUCGUUUGGUGGAUGCUUCGAGAUUGGCGCUGGGCUUGAUGUCAACGUCGGUGCCAACGCUGACUUCUUCGGUCUGUUCAACCCCGAGACUUCGAUUUCGCUCUUCAGCCAAAGGUUCGAGCUGUUCAAGCGCUGCUUCGGCGAUUCCGUCUCUACCAAGCGCGAAGUUCCUUCACUUCCCUACCACCGCAGGUCGUUCUCUCGCUUCGGCGCCCGUGCUCCUCGCUCAGUUACACCCGUACCUGUCUUCAAGCGAGGAGUCCUCGACCUACUCUGCCCUGCCAACCUUCCCGCUGCUGUCUCGGUGACAGAAGAUACUAUCACUGCCGCCGAGAUCAAGAAAGUCUGA